Messenger RNA from Diabrotica balteata, 442 nucleotides. The record is from the annotation of a GenBank genome assembly. Lineage: Eukaryota; Metazoa; Arthropoda; Insecta; Coleoptera; Chrysomelidae.
GACGUUUUGAUUGUAUGUUUGAAAGGUUGACAUUUAUCUUAAAUAUAGUUACGUGGUAUAAUAUUUAAUUCUCAAGUAAAAUCAAAAUAAAACAUGGAUUUCAUCAAUCGUAUACCUACCCAUAUGGACUUUGAAGGGCAAGCCAGGGCAGAAAAGUUAUCUAGAAUUAUCAUAACAUUAUUUGGAGCAGUUGGUCUCAUUUGGGGCUAUAUUAUUCAACAAUUUUCUCAGACAGUAUACAUUUUAGGUGCUGGAUUCGUAUUAGCUGCUCUAUUAACCAUUCCACCUUGGCCUCUAUAUAGGAAAAAACCAUUGGACUGGCAGCCAGUGAAGAAUAAUGAUAAUCAUCCUAAAGAGACUUCAAAGAAGGGAAAGAAAAAUAAAUAAUACUAUUUAAGCAUGUUUUUUAUAAUUUUUAAAAUAAACCUUGUUUGUAUCACUU